Molecule: messenger RNA, 5708 nt
Organism: Patiria miniata (bat star)
Lineage: Eukaryota; Metazoa; Echinodermata; Asteroidea; Valvatida; Asterinidae
Product: fermitin family homolog 2-like
Exons: 13
Coding region: 420-2507 (695 amino acids)
Biological process (GO): integrin-mediated signaling pathway; cell-matrix adhesion
Cellular component (GO): cytoskeleton; cell-substrate junction
Molecular function (GO): integrin binding
Source: RefSeq, a predicted model, not a curated record
UGCUAUUCACAUUUCACAACGCCUAGCCUACGUACGUGUACCGUGCAGUUAGCGUGUAACUUUACUUUCGUUCGACUUCCGUGAUGUUUGGGCAAUUCCGGAUGGUUAUUUCACUGCUUCAAGCGGAAGAUCUAGGGAUAUAUGUGAGCUGAGCGUUUGGUGCUGAUGUGUCCAGUCCAGAAACGGAAGCUUGAAAUCAGAGGGUUGACGUUAACCUAUAAAGCGGUUCAACCAGUACCCACCCUGGCAUUCAGUCGCUGGAAAUCGGUGUUCGAAGCUGAUGGUUGCUCUGUGAGAGUUUCUGCUUGAACUCGUGAGAUUUAUAAAGAAAAGGGAACAAGUCUACGAUCUACUGGAUUAUUGUAGCUGUGUUACUUUUUUUGGAAAACUAGAAAUUACUAGUUGAAUUUGGAGAAGCCAUGGAUCCGCACAUGUACAAGCUGCCUGAUGGCAAGUAUGCCGACGGAUCGUGGGAGCUGAACAUUUACGUGACAAAUCUGGAGCUUGAGAAACAGAUUCGUGUCACGGGGGAUCUACACAUCGGCGGCGUCAUGCUCAAACUUGUGGAGUCCCUUGAUUUGAAGGAGCAGAGAGAUUGGUCAGAUCACGCCAUUUGGUGGUCAGAGAAGAACCAAUGGCUGAAGCGGACUGGUUCCACACUGGACCAGUGCCAUGUCCAGGCCGAUGCCAAGCUGCAGUUCACACCCAUGCACAAGACUUUACGAGUCCAGAUGCCAGACAUGCAGCUGGUGGACAUCAGAGUGGAUUUCUCAUCGAAUGUCUUCUCGUCUGUGAUAGAGCUCUCUAAAGAAGUCGGCAUCCGACAUCCAGAAGAACUCUCCUUCCUCAAGAAACCAAAUGCCCGUGCCUUAAACGUUAAGCAGCGAAGCAAUGGCCGGAAGAAGAAAGACCGGGACCGAGACUCGAUGGCGUCCAGCAACAGCAAUGAGGCGGCGUCCACGGGGAGCCUGGACGGCAUCCCCCCACACACCCCGACCCGCAGGCCCUCCCCGGGGUUCAACCGGUCAGUCAACUCCACGCCGGGCCACAAUGGCAACACCACCCUCUUCUCCAUCCACAGCUCAGGGUCCAACUUCAGCGACAGCUUUGAGAACUUGAACAUGUCGUUGCUGAACAGUCCGCAAACCCCAAGCAAGGAGGCGCGGGAGGGGCUGAUCAAGCCCAACAACUACCGGGAGAAAGCCUGGAUCAACUCUGGAUGGCUAGACUCGUCCAAGUCCCUCAUGGAGCAAGGAAUCCAAGAGAACGACACCUUGAUGCUACGCUUCAAGUAUUUUGCCUUCUACGACCUGGAUCCCAAACAGGACGGUGUCCGGAUCAACCAGAUCUACGAACAGGCCAAGUGGGGGCUGCUGAACGAGGAGAUUGAUUGUACAGAGGAGGAGAUGAUCAUGUUUGCUGCGUUACAGAUGCAAGUGAAUCUACAGGCCCAGAUGCCACAGCCUGACCCCGACGCGCCAACAGAGGGCCAGGAUGAUAUCGACAAAGCACUGACCAACCUGCAGGACUCGCUAGAAGGAACUUCAAUCACCACAGGACAGAGUGACAUCACGUCAGUUCCUGAAUUGUGUGACAACCUUCGCUUCUUCAGGCCAAAGAAACUGACAUUGAAGGGCUACAAGCGAGGCUACUUCGUCUUCAGAGACACCCAUCUGACGCAGUACAAGGCACAAGAAGAUAACCACGGAGCGCCCGUACAAACACUCAACCUCAAUGGUUGCGAGGUGUCACAUGAAGUCAGCAUACCCAACGACAGAUACGGCAUCAAGCUGCUGAUCAAGGCACCCGAGGGGCCCAUGGAACUGUGGCUGCGAUGUGAAUCGGAGGAGCAAUAUGCUAAGUGGAUGGCAGCUUGCCGGCUAGCCUCUAAAAACAAGACAAUGGCCGACAGCAGCUACCAAGCAGAGGUCCAAGGCAUCCAGGCUUUCCUGGGCAUGCAGCGCAGCAAGAAGACGUCCAAUCCUUCCAUCAACACAGAGAACGUGGACAUACAAGUGGAGGACUACGUGUCACCUAGGUUCCUCAAGAAACACAAACCCAAGCAGGUUGCUGCUCGCAUUCUCGAUGCCCACACCAGCGUCAAAAACAUGAAGUUGAUGGAAGCCAAGUAUAAUUACAUCAAGGCCUGGCAGGCGCUACCGGAAUACGGCGUCACUUACUUUGUGGUCAAGUUUAGGAACAGCAGCAAGAAAGAGGAGCUGAUCGGCAUAGCCUACAACCGGCUGAUCAAGAUGGACAUCAACAGCGGCGACUCACAGAAGAUGUGGCGCUACAGCACCAUGAAGACCUGGCACGUCAACUGGGAAGUCAAGGAAGUCUUAGUCCAAAUGGAAGACGAGAACAUCCAGUUCUCCUGCUCCUCGGCUGACUGCAAAGUCGUCCACGAGUUCAUCGGUGGAUACAUCUUCCUCUCCAUGCGAUCGCUGGACGCUAACCAGACCUUGAACAAGGAGAUGUUUCACAAGCUUACCGGCGGAUGGGUUUGAAGAUUUCCAUCACCGCGAUCGCUACUUUGUAUAAAACUUUCAUCCGUAUCAUCAGCUUCUACAUUUCUCGGGGAUGGAGAAUUUUUUUUUUUUGCAAUUGACGUAAACACACUGCACUGCUAUCUUAAGUGGACACAUUUUUUAACAUUGCCUUGAUGCGAGUUAAUUUUUUUAAUUCGCAAACCAGUGAAUUAGUUUGGAGAUUUGGUUUGUAAAAUGGAGGAUAAAUGCAUUGGCAGGAAAUAGUGCUGCGCGAACCAUGGUUUUGGUCUUUAAAAGUGACUUGGUUGUGAACUCCAUGGAACAAGUGCGACAUCGGACAUGGGAGGCGUCGACCGUGAAGAUUUACAAAACCUUGGAAACGUUGGCAUAGUGAAGAAGCAAAUGAACCGAAUCAUGGAUGUCAUGCAAAGAAGGGGGAAAAAAAAGACUUUGAAAAUGAUCUUUUGGACUACGUUUCAGACAGGCCUUAAUUAGAACAGAGAACAAGCCUCGAUGUUAGCUGAAGAAAUAUUGGAGACUGUUGUGAUGACAGCAUCACAGAUUUGACUGGCUGAGCGAAGCUCACAUUUUACCAAACCGCAGAUGACGAAGCUACGAUACAACCAAGCAGAGACGAGCGGCUUCUGUAUAUAAAUCUAUAAAUAGUGUAUCCCUUUUAACAACAGUUUGAAACUAGUUUUAUGAAUUUUUAAUGAAUAAAUACCUUUAUUGAUAUCGGCACCUGGCAUGGUGAGGAAAGUAGAGUGGAGAAUAAGAAGUCGCUGCCUUUCCCUGGUUUACGUUCAGAGACAAAGCUGCUGUAUAUAUAUAGCCAGAGUAAUAGGAAAAAAGUGUGCAUGCCAGUGACCUCAUUAAUAUUGAAAUAUAUGUGCAUAUUUUUACAUAUUAAAUCAGUUGCUCUUCUUUGCUGUUCUUUUUCCAGUUAGUAUUUUUCACAUAAUGAGGUUGUAGCUUCUGUGCUAUAUUUUCAUUUUCCAACAAUUUUCAGAUUGUAAUGCUUACAUACGGAGCUUAUAUUUAGAUUAAGUAGACUAGAGAAUGAUCGUUUUUAAUGAAUCCUGUCUUUUUUUAAACCCGUGUACAAAUAUUUGUUAAUGUUUUUAUCUGCUUUUACCCAAUACAGUAGUUUAAAAUGUGGAGCGAAAUCGCACUUGUAUACACAUAUGCAAUCAUGUUAUGCUGAAAAGAAGGAAAAACAAAAUGGCUGAUUCUGCCAAGGAACAAUUUAAAAAUGGAGGUUCCCUAGUAAUCAAAUAUAUUUGGGUGAACGUCUCCAAAAUGUUACUCUAUAUUUGGUGAAUUCCCGUAAAUCGUCACGUUUUCGGUGAAAAUGAACUCGAAUUGGGUCUGAUUAACUUAUUUGCUGGUACACAACUUGACGCCUUACCCUUUUCCAAUUGGAAAUAACGACGGAUUUGUUCACCGUUACUAGGAUGCUUCCAUGCAUGAGCACUCUUUGCAAAUGCAUUCAGACUGCGUCACUAAAGGUGAGUGCAUUGGGUGAAAAAUGAGCUUUCAAACAUCCCAAUGAUGGUGGAAAGCCACUCCACUGCUCACAGAUCCAUCUGAACUGAUUCAUUUGCAUAUUUCUCUCGCAAAAUGACACGCACUCUGACACCAUUAUUCAAACUCAUGAAAUUUUGAUUGUGUAGUUGGUGUUGUACAAACUACUGAACCCUGUCUGAGAAAUGGUCAGGGAUUCUAAUCAGUGUUUCCCUUGGCCGGCACGCCAAAUGAAUUUGAAACGGUUGUCCAUUUUCUAAAUUUGCGUCUCUUGUUUCCAGGAAUUUUUUUAUUAGAUCCAACCAGAGAUGGGAUUUUUCAAUACAGAUUGGAUUGGAAAGAUUCCUUGUGUUAAUUUCUUUAAAUAUUCUUUAAAUAUUCUGAACGAGUUUUCACUUUGUCACGCUAUACCCUCAUGACCCUUGACCUUUGUUUGACAGAAAUAUUUAUUAAAAAAUGUCGCUAACCAAGCUGGUUUAUUGGCUUCUUGUCAAUAGCUGCCAGAAUUUAAAAAAAAAUAGACAUUGCAAUUAAUGUUAUAUGUAGUAAACUUCGAUUCGGAAAGAAUUCCAUGCCUGGACAUCACUUGACACCCUGUGCAAAAACCCUAUGAGACUGGUCUGAACAAUUCUAAGUGUUUUCUCAGUGAAUGCUUCAAUAUUUUCCCUGCUAAAUUUGACUUUUUAGGACAUGUUAUCGCUUUCUGAUGGCUGAUGGGUCACUGCAGGGAAAAAUUAGUGAUGUUCAUGUAUGGAAUUCUUUUUUUUCGAUUCUUCGUUGUUGUGUGUCACUUCAGUGAAUGCUACAUUGUACAUUGCAGUCUGCCAGUCUUCGAAACAUGGUUUGGAAUAACAAGUAACUAUUUUGGGACAGUAUUUUUUACAAAGGUGUUGAAAUAAUGGACACUGUAUCUCUAGUUUCUUUUCUGAAAAAGCAAGUGAAAGUCGGCAUCAGAUCACAACAGCAAAGUUAUACCCAUGUUGGCGUCAUAUCCUCGUUCAAAACAGCCGAAUAUGAUAAGGGAGGUAUAUGACCUGGGAGAUUCUCAAAUCCUCUGGACUUUCCUUAAAAAUAGCAUUGAAAUUUAAACCAGGACUUUUAAGUAUUUAUAAAAAAAAGUGCGGUUUCACUUUCAUUUUGCUUUCAUGCAAGGCCCAAGUAAUCACAGGACGAAGUAAUAUUUUAAGUUUGGCUUGACUAGGUGGUAAAAUCCUGUCCUGUAUUUUCACCAACUUUCGGUCCACCCUCAAAUUUUAUUAGAGUUUUGAUGCAUCAUUGUCGAAAAAAAAAAGGUCAAAAGUCAUGUUGCCGGCGGGUAAAAUUUGCAGGAAAUUUCUCUGACUAAUAUUCUGAUGUUUAUUCCCCGGAAAGCUUUUGGCCCAGUUUCGCAGAUAUGCUUCAACCUUUCAUUUCCCUUUUUUUUUUGGAUAACGGAAAAUCUUGUCUGGAAUGUGAGUGACUAGAUCGCCAGAUGGCUUAAAAAGAUCGCUCUGGUUUGGCGGCCAGUAAACAACUGUAAUGCGUAUGUUGGGAAGUUGUCAUUUAAUAUGCAGCAUUGAGAUAUAAUGUAUUUUGCAAUGACUGUCUUGUUUCAUAGAGGUCUCGAGUAAAUGUCUUCAAAAAUACGGCAAUUUAGUUACCAGCGGUGGGGCAAGAAAGCUUCAAUGCUUGAACUCUACAGAGUGAGUAAAAAAA